Messenger RNA from Clunio marinus, 216 nucleotides. Lineage: Eukaryota; Metazoa; Arthropoda; Insecta; Diptera; Chironomidae. The record is from the annotation of a GenBank genome assembly.
AUGGCUAAAGCAUAUUUUACCUGCAUUACAAAAGCACAGAAUUAUUCCAAUACACCAAAUUAUCAUUUUGAAACAGAAGCACGAUUGAACUUUUUCACUGAUCUUGGUUUUAAGGCGUUGAAAGAUGAAAUGAAGCACUCUCUAUCUUAUAAAACAGAAGGUCUACAGUAUUCUCUAUCAAUGAAAGCUAUUGGUAAGUGUUCACAAAUGUUUUAG